This is a messenger RNA of Adineta steineri, 276 nucleotides long. Lineage: Eukaryota; Metazoa; Rotifera; Eurotatoria; Adinetida; Adinetidae. The record is from the annotation of a GenBank genome assembly.
AUGAACUUUGUUACAAACAAAAUUGAACAGAAAACAGGUAUGGACAUCAAUAAAGAUGGUCAUGUCGGAGGAGGUGGUCAUGUUGGAGGAGGUGGUGGUAUUACAGGACAAAUUGAAAAAGCUACCCACAUGGAUUUAAAUCAUGAUGGAGUUGUUGGAGGACGUCAAACUGGAGGAGGCGGUGGAGCAGGUCUUCUUGGUAAAGCUGAACAAGUAACACAUAUGGAUCUGAAUGGUGAUGGUCGUAUUGGUGGUGGAGCUCCUCGAAAUCAUUAA